Messenger RNA from Hydra vulgaris (swiftwater hydra), 848 nucleotides. RefSeq lists its product as uncharacterized. The record is from RefSeq and is a predicted model, not a curated record. NCBI's taxonomy places the organism in Eukaryota, Metazoa, Cnidaria, Hydrozoa, Anthoathecata, Hydridae.
AUUACACUUUGGCGUAAACUAACAUGAAAUAUCAUUUAACAAAUAGUGAAAUGCAAAAUAUAUUUUUAUUUGUCAACAUAGGUUGCUUGGUUAUAAACUUGACGUUUGCAACAAAUAUAAGCGAAUAUGGUAAAAAUGAUCUCUGUCAACUCCCUACCGUCAAACACUUAUUGAGCAAACUGAGGAUGAGUUCUGAUUCUUUUCAAUGCAUUUUAAAACAAAACCAAGAUAUUGAAUACCUCGUUACCAGUUUUAUUGAGAAUAUUUUUAAUACAACGGUAAAAAAAGAAGUUGAAAACGAAAAGGUUUCAGCUUUAAACGAUAAAAUUGGAAACUAUUGCUGCAGUCCAGUUUGCGAUAAAUUUAUGUCAAGACUAGGCAACCCAGUUAGUGAUCUCAUCAGAUGCACGUGAUAUAAGUUGUGUGGUUUAAAAAAACUUAUUUCAAAGAAUAGUAUUGUGCAUAGACAAACUUUAGAAGUAUUUUUUGAGCGAUAUAUUAGAUCUAAAUCAAAAACAAAAUUUUAAAUUUUGCAUGGUAUUUUAUGGUACAAAAUAUUGCUUAAUCAGCGGAUAAUGUUUGAAAGGCUUAUGAAACCUAAAAAGUUUUAAAGAUUUUUUUUCAUUCCGCUUUUUUUUUUCUAUUUUUGAUGAGAUUUUUUCUUUAAUUCUUAUUUGAAGAAGAUUUUAGUUUUCUGGAUAAAAACUUAAAGAAUUGAAAUCUUUAUUAAUAUUUGAAGAAGCUUGUGAAAGUGUAUAACCAACAGUUUUCUUUAAACAAUGCUAUUAACAUAUUUUUGUUGUUUGAUAAAUGGCAUUCUUUCAACUUUUAUUCAAGUAUUAUUAAUA